Molecule: messenger RNA, 1439 nt
Organism: Callorhinchus milii (elephant shark)
Lineage: Eukaryota; Metazoa; Chordata; Chondrichthyes; Chimaeriformes; Callorhinchidae
Gene: stmn2b
Product: stathmin 2b
Exons: 5
Coding region: 176-718 (180 amino acids)
Biological process (GO): regulation of microtubule polymerization or depolymerization; microtubule depolymerization; neuron projection development
Cellular component (GO): neuron projection; cytoplasm
Molecular function (GO): tubulin binding
Source: RefSeq, a predicted model, not a curated record
CUUGAGCCAAUCUGCUUUGCCCAGCAGGUGAUUAUUAUUCAGAGCGGUCUGCCUGUAUUCUUUCCUUUCCAGAGCUCCACACUGCUGAUUCAGUGCCUUAUUCAGUCGUCUCUCUCUACGUUGCUGUAGCUGGAUCCCUUUCCCUUCCAGCCUUUGAGCUUUUGCAUCUUCCACCAUGUCUAAAACAGCAAUCGCUUACAAAGAGAAAAUGAAGGAGCUCUCUAUGCUCUCGCUGAUAUGUUCCUGCUUUUAUUCUGAACCACAUGCUACCACCCUUUACAGCUAUGAUGACAUGGAAGUUAAGCAAAUCAACAAGCGUGCCUCAGGUCAGUCCUUUGAGGUGAUCUUAAAGCCACCUUCUCCUGAAGCAGCUCCAGUGCUGGACCGUGCUCUGUCACCUCCUAAGAAGGAUCUCUCCCUGGAUGAGAUCCAGAAGAAGCUUGAGGCUGCUGAAGAUAGGAGGAAGUCUCAGGAAGCCCAGAUCCUGAAGCAACUUGCAGAAAAGAGAGAGCAUGAGCGAGAGGUGUUGCAAAAGGCUGUGGAAGAGAAUAAUAAUUUCAGCAGGACUGCAGAGGAGAAACUGAUUCUAAAGAUGGAACUGAACAAGGAAAACCGCGAGGCUCAUUUAGCUGCACUUAUGGAACGUCUGCGUGAGAGGGAGAGGCAUGCUACAGAGGUUCGCAGGAACAAGGAACUCCGGGAAGAGAUCUCUGGCUGAGAGCUGAUGCCUGACGCAUUUCACCAUCCUGAACAAACCCUCCUGCCCUUAUAUCCUGGAUAGUGAUGUAUUAGUAUGGGAUUCAUUUAAAAAAAAGUCAACAAAUCAACUUACUAUAAUCGAAACGUAACUUAAAAGACACAAACAAAAGUGAGCCAAUCAAUUUGCAGCUUUGAUGUGGAAACACAACUUUAUUGGGGUCUUAUUUUGUAAAUACCUACUUUUUUUUGUUAAAGAUCUUGAGUACUACGUUAUGCAAGCCGUUCAUAUCUGAUGUGUCCUGUGACAGGCUCUUGAUGUUGUCUCUUUCCACUGAUUUGACUUUGCUAGAUCUGCUCUUCAGAAGCUCUGCCGAGAAAACCUGACAGGAGCAUCAAGGUCAGAUAGUCAAUGGUGCUAGUGACCUCUCCAUGUUCAUCAACCCAGAAACCACAUGUUCUGUAUACACAACAUAUGCUGACCUUGACCCUUCACUCUCAAGCAACAUGGUCUGUUGGUUUUACAAUUCCUACUGGUUUGUGAGCAGAGCAUUUCCCUGGUUUUGAGGGAGGGGGAGGGGGAUUUGUGCCAAGUACAAGCACCCAAUACUUUACACGUUAGUCCCAGCUGUUAAAGUUCUUACCUAGAAGGUUGCUGCCUGCUUAUUCUAAUCUUCAUUAGUGGUAUUUUCAUGUAUGUCAUUGUGAGCAAGCUGUGAUAUUAAAGAAUGGAGUUCUGUGAA